AUGGCAGAACCUGCACCUAAGCGGGGCCCUGGUCAGGCGGAGGCAGAGCGCACGACGAAAAGGCCCAAGGUUGACGAGAGCCCAGCGGCGCCGACCAGCACGACGGCUGCGCUCGCGUCGCCGCUGCCUGACUCGUCGCGAACAUCAGCGCACGAAAACGGGGCAGCAGCACCCCCCGCGCCUGGGGCGGGUGCCCUGCCGCAGUCGCCGCAGCUUCCGUCGCCGUUGCAGUCACCCCCACAAGAACGUAUAUCCAUGGAGGAGGACUUCCAGGGCGAGGAGGCCCUUGGGGUGGCGCGGCCAGACGCACUCGGGACAGUAGGCGCGGCGGCCGCGGAUGACACGGCAGGCGCGCCCGCCGCCGCGCCGCCGUCCGCGAUCGCCGCCGCAGCCGCCGAGGACACACAUCAGGGCGGCGCUGCAGCGGUAGGCGAGGGCCCUUCGCUUGGGGCCGAGGCGGCCGCGGGUGGCGCCUCGGGCGACGCUUCAGGAGUUGCCUUGGAUGGGUCAGAGGGCGGCGGCAGCGACGAGGGCUCGCCGCCGCAGGGGUUCAAAGAGGAGUUUGAAGCAUCGGAGGAUGAAAAGGGGGAGCAGGAAGCAGCGGCACGGGCGCUGGCAACUGGAGGCGAGUCAGCCGCGGCCGAGGGGGACGCGCCCGCGGUCGAGGACCAGCCGCCCGCGGCGGCCCCGCUCGGCCCACACGACUGGCUGCCGCCGCCGCCCAAUGUCCCGCUGUCGCCGGCGCUCAUGCAGUCCACGGCCACGACAGCCCUGCAGCGCCUGCUGGGGGCCUCUGCAGCGGUGCGGUCGGCCCCGCCGAGCACGGUCACCGCGGGGCUCCCGCCGGCGCACCCGGGCGCGCGCGCGCUGGUGCUGCCGCCGGGCCUGAAGCAGCAGCUCACCGCCGUUGCCGCUAGCCCGACCGCGCCGCCCGCCCCCGCCGCGGCGGCCGGCGCAGUCGCCGCGAUAACCGCGGCCGCGGCCGCCGCGCCGCCGGGCGCGGACCCGUCUGCGCCGCCGGGGCGCGUGGCAGCGCGGCAGUUGCGGGGCAGCAAGGCGGGGGCGCCGAGCGCAGUGCAGCGCAUUCAGCGGCGGAAGAACGCCAGCCCUUCCACAAGCAGCUACAAGGGCGUCACGCGCCACAGGCGCACCGGGCGAUGGGAGGCGCACAUCUGGGACGGCGCGUCGCCGGCCGCGGGCAGCGACGGGGUGGCGGCCAAGCCUGGCGGCCGCGGCAAGCAGCUGUACCUCGGGAGCUAUGACACCGAGCUCGAUGCUGCCAGGUGCGCCUGGGGGUCCGCGCCGCCCGGGGUUGAUGCUGUGUAG
Messenger RNA from Monoraphidium neglectum, 1326 nucleotides. RefSeq lists its product as hypothetical. Gene Ontology annotation, molecular function: DNA-binding transcription factor activity; DNA binding. Bases 1 to 1326 code for a protein of 441 amino acids. Lineage: Eukaryota; Viridiplantae; Chlorophyta; Chlorophyceae; Sphaeropleales; Selenastraceae. Gene Ontology annotation, biological process: regulation of DNA-templated transcription. The record is from RefSeq and is a predicted model, not a curated record. The transcript is spliced from 2 exons.